AUGAUGACAUCUAUGGCAUCUACGAGCGACCUCGGCAAAGCGGAGCAAGGAGAGAUGGCAGCUGGGGAGGGAGGCCCUCACCCCAGCGCUGUGGGAGCACCUCCGCUCACAGCCCCAACAGCCUCUGUCUCCACACUGCCCAAGGCGUGGCGGGUUGUCUUAAACUACCGUCGAAGCGUCAUGUGCUUCGCCUUCCUCAACCUGAUCACCAUCGUGCUGGGCGUGAGCUUCGCUGUGAACGAAUCCAUCAGAUUUCCCGGACAUCCCAGUUGGGGCACUUCGCCAGUGAUUGUCUUGGGAGUCGUCUUCAUGCUCGGCCCCCUCUGUGGCUUCAUAGGCGCCAGCUACCUCAGAAGCGGACUCGCGACUGUUUACCUAGGCUUCACUUGUCUGCAGACUGCAAGCCAUAUUGUGUUUGCAGUCGCUACAUUGUGGCUCUCGGCGAUCUUCUUGGCGUUCAUCCAGUGCUGGGUGAUGAUGAUCGUGUCGACUUUCUGCUACUCUUUGUGCAUGGUGCCACUUGAGAAUCGCGGCCAGCUCUUGGAAUUGAAGGACAGGUGA
Messenger RNA from Symbiodinium necroappetens, 561 nucleotides. The record is from the annotation of a GenBank genome assembly. NCBI's taxonomy places the organism in Eukaryota, Dinophyceae, Suessiales, Symbiodiniaceae.